Bombus pascuorum is the source of this 5896-nucleotide messenger RNA. RefSeq names its product insulin-like growth factor-binding protein complex acid labile subunit (gene ltl). Lineage: Eukaryota; Metazoa; Arthropoda; Insecta; Hymenoptera; Apidae. Bases 1325 to 3232 code for a protein of 635 amino acids. Gene Ontology annotation, molecular function: protein binding. The transcript has 8 exons. The record is from RefSeq and is a predicted model, not a curated record.
CGUACCAAUUUUCCGCUUUGCCGUGACACUUUCGAGAGGCUUUACUGUUGCUACUUAUAUAUCGACGAAUUACUUUCAGUGAAUCAUCCAGAAAACAGAACGAUAUCGAGAUACUCGUGAAUCAUAGGACGGGUUAUAGGAAACAUCCGAUUAUUAGAAUCGUUAAAGAUGUAUCACAAACGAGAAGACUUAUUGCGAAGAUCUUGUGUAUCCUCGAGACUCGUGCUCGAUAGAAACCACACGACGAAAUUAAGGGACCACGUAUGGUUGUUUCACGUGCGGAACUUCCGGUUGCUGAUCCGUGAGAACACACACAAGCGACAAAUAGAUUCACGAUUGCCGAUAAAAAGAUAGAAACGGAUGGAAAGCGAGAGAAGAGGCAAGAGAGGACAGACUCGAGUCGGUGUACGCACAUAAUGUACGAGUCCUGAGAAGAGUCGGAGUCUCUCCCGGAGGCGCGGCGCCGCGCCGCGCCACGGCACGACGUUGUGACUAUAAGUAAGUCUCGCGCGGCGCGCCGCGGCUUAAUGCCGUUGCCGCGUUCGUGGCGCCAAGAGGAGGGCCCAUUGGCGACGAUAAGCCUCCUUCGUGUCCGGCACGAACGAGAAAAAGAAAGAAAAAAAAAACGGAGAUAGAUACACAGCAGUCAGCUUUCACCCGCGUUUCAGCAGUGAAUAUAUAUACCCCGCCGGGGUGUGGAUCGGAACAGUGUAGAUAAUACGUAGCUGUCAGUCGUAUCCGGCCAGUGUCAGUCUAGAGCCAGUGUCGGCGAACAGAGUGACCGAGUGUCGUUCGCGAGCCACUCAAUAACACCUAUCGGAAAGAUAAACUUUCAACCCUUAAACGUUAUCAUUCGAAACUCGAUGAGAUCUGCUUCGUACGUUCUUUCUCACUUGCCAUUCUAAAUAAGUUAUUUAUGUUUAUUUUUUUUUUUUUUUUAAUUCCAUUUAAAUUCGAAUCACCACCGAAUCGAGGCUUAUGGUUUUAAUCCUCUUACAAACGUACUCUUUGCUCCUACUUCAAGUGGAUAUUUAUUUUAUUACCCUUUUAUUACCAAGUGAUUGUAAAAUUACUUGUGUCCUGUGAUUCGCGUAUUCUAUUAUUCGAUAGUAAUAAAAAUCGGUGCAAGUGUCAGACAUAGAAAGUAGUGACAAAGACAGAUAGGGAACGGUGAACCGAGAAGCAGUGGAAGGUGAUUGGUAUCAAGGGGAUGCGCAUGGUCCGUUCGGACCGGGGAAGAUCACCUCUGUCUACGAGCACGGACCUUUCUACUGGCCCGUUUGGAUGGUGACCAGCACGGAAGCAUUUUAACGUUCAAACAACCAUGUCGGGGCUGCUUUACACGCUUUUAGGGUUGGCGGCUAGCUCGAGCCUUCAUUGCGCUGUUCGCCGCGAGAUAAGCCCAUGCACCUGCCGACAGGAAGCGUUCUCCAGCACCGUUAUCAACCCGGCGCAGGCUGCUGUCGCUGCUGUAGCCGCUGCGGCUGCUGCUACGACCGGUAACAAUGCCGGUCACCAUGGACACGGGGAACGGAUCGAGGUCGUAUGCGAACGGAUGGACUCUUUCGAACAAGUGGCAGGGGCAUUAAGGGGCAAAUUCACCACCGAGCAACAGAUUACUUUGCGUGUUUCUCAUUCAAAUCUCAGGGAUAUAUCGCGGCAUGAUUUCAAAGAGCUGCGGAUGUCCAUUACGAAACUCGAGCUGAAUCACGAUCGUCUAGGGUUCGUAGACGGCGAAGUUUUCGCGGGGUUGGGAAGAACGCAAUAUCUUAGUCUCGCGGAUAACGAAGUACCAUCUAUACCGAGACAUAUUCUGUCGCAUCUCUCAUUGCUGAGGACCCUAGAUCUCAGCAGAAAUCGGAUAAGCCGUAUAGACUCGGAUGACUUUAAGUACAAUCCGACAUUACAGCAUCUCCUGUUGGCCGGAAAUGCGAUUUCAGAAAUGGUGCCAGGCUCGUUGCCACCAUUAGUGAAGCACCUACACGUUGGCCGCAAUCAGUUACAAAGCCUGAAUCGAACGUUACGAGAUUUGAAUCAGUUGGAGUGGUUGCUAAUUAACGCCAACGAGCUCACGUCUUUAGAUGGUGAGCUACCGUCUUCUGGCCAUAACCUGAAGAUGCUCUACGCCGUGGACAAUAAAUUAACUCACUUGCCGGCAGAAUUUCGCUACUUACAUCGUUUGGAAAGUCUGUAUCUUCAGCACAAUAAGAUUCGCAGUCUCGAUGGCACGCUGCAAAAGGCUCGUAGAUUGAAGUUUCUCGAACUUUCGUACAACGAUCUGCAAGAGUUAACGGAAGAAGAUUUCCUAGAAGCAGAGAUGUUAGAAGAUCUAGAGCUCGGACACAAUUCUCUAAAAUCGUUGGGUAGCGCGGGUAAUGGUAAUGGCGACGGAAACGGGGGCAACAGUGUCCUUUACCCUCUCAGGUCUCUCAAGUGUUUAAACUUGACGCACAACGAGCUUCGCGAGUUCUCAUUCGCGUCACUUCGUGGCCUGCGCGAGCUACGAUUGCUCGAUCUCUCGAACAACAGAAUCGCGCGACUCCACAGAGGAAGAACGCCGUCAGAGAAUUUAGUAGAAGAGGAAGGAGAAGAAACGGCGGGCGGAAAUAUUCAAGAUAUGCAACUGCAACACAACGAACUUCGAAGCUUGGACGGCUCGUUAUUCCUUGGAAUGAAGGAAUUACAGAAGCUGAAUCUCAGUUACAACGCUUUAGGACCGACGAUUGGACAGCGUGAUCUACGAGGCCUCGAUGGUCUCAAAGUCCUCGAUCUCUCUCACAACGAGCUUACUACACUUGAAGAUACGUCAGAGACGUGGCUUCCUUCCCUGGAGGAAUUGAACGCAUCGCACAAUCGUUUGGUAACAUUGUCCGAGAGAGACUUCCGUGGAUUUCCUGUGCUCUGCUGGGCAGAUGUGAGCGCAAAUCGGAUACGUACUCUGAUGCCGGAACUCGUGGCGAACACACGUUGCACUGUUCAUGGUGUGCCUGACGUGCUUCGCAUAUAUCUUCAAGAUAAUCCAGUGUUGUGCGAUCCUGGACUCGCAGACUUGACCGUGGCUUUCGAAGUCAAUCACGCGAAAGUCUAUGGUGUGGCCAAUAAUUGUCCAACGACCGUUGCAACUCCCACCGAGCAAACAUCGCCGCUUCCGCCGUUACCACCAACGCUGUUAUUGGCCGCCGCCGCCGCUGCUUCCGGAGGAAAUGUUUCUUUCGCCGCGACCCUCGAGUAGUCCAUUAGAAGUAGAAUGAGAAUCGUAGGACGCAAUCGAUGGACAAAAGAAAGUUCGAACGGAGACAAAGAAGACGAAGAAGAACGAAUUUAUUCGAUUCGUGGUCGCCCGUUUGCGCGAGGCUACACAUGUAAUAAUACAAACGAUGAUAAACAUACGUGAGAUGGACACGGUGACGUUGAAAUGCCCGUUCUAUUGAUCAUUGUGAUAAACCAGAAGUGUGAAGAAACGGGCGGUGCGAAUCUUGGUAUAGCCUCGCUUUCAAGUUCGAUACGGGCGUUUUAGUUCGUUUAAUCUAAUCCGCUUGCGUGUAUUUCUUGGAAGCAUCCAAAUAAAAAAAACAUUGUAUAAUAAUAAUAGGAUAACACACAUACAUAUAUAUACAUAUACACGCAUACAUACUCACAUACAUUCAUGGAAAUCACGAACACUGACGAGACAUUUCAUACGUCGCUCGCGACGAAUCCCAUAAUCGACAGCUGACAACCUUUCACGAUCAGACGUCGGUCUCUAAUCGAUAGAUGUGUACUGCAUUUGCUGUAGUAAUUAUUACGUAACGAGAGAUAUAUAUUUAUUUUAGCGAGUUUCCAACACAUAUCAUGAUAGGUAUGUUUCCUUUUAUCAGAACGGAACGAUUUCCCACAUUUUAGUUUUAACUAUGUGGAACAGUGGAGCACGAAGACUCGAAAACGAACUCCAACGUGUCCAAGAAAAUCAAAAAAGAAAAGAAAAAAAAAAGAUGUUAUAUACUCAUGCGAACGUAAGCUGAAAGAAUUGAUGAAUAUCACCUUUGUCUAAGUCGAGGUCCAGAAACAACUUGCUUAAGUUUCUGUUUUAUAGUAGGUGACAUUAUUACGCUGUAAAUAGUCAUUAAUUCCGUUACUUCUUUAAUAUCACGCACCUUGUUUGCGGUAGAAUUAGACGAUUCUUCGAGCGUCCAUUUCAAAUUCCAAUUUGCGUCGUAUUAUUUAGGAUUUUCGUCUACUUCUUUUAUUGUAUUAAUAUCUUGAAAUAAUUAUAUAUAUAUACAUAUACAUGUAUAUAUAUAUAAUAUAUUAUAUACGUGUGUGUGUAUACACACACGAAGCUUUCGAAAUCGAUUAAUUAAAUUACCUUUUAAUCGAGCUCGAAAUCAUCAUCAUUUAAUCAUUCAUACUUCAAAGUAUUAUCCGUAACGCUUAUGCGAUGUAUCGUGUAUCAUGAUUUUUCGUGCUCCCAUUGCCUUAGAUUAUUCAUUAAUAACAUCGGUUGAUACGAGUAAUAUCUAGUAUGACAUUACAUUGUGUAAGAUAAUACGUAGAAUAUUCGUUGACGCAUUCAGUAUAAUAAUUGAAUAUUUAUUUUCUAUUAAGCGAAAAUAUGAAAUUUUAAAUUAAAUAUAAUAAAUAGAGAUUUACUAGGCAUUAAUCGUAUCGAACCCGAUCGAACACAGACAACGUGAAUACGGCUAGUGUACAUCAUAGUAAUGCAUCGAUUCCCAUCGUCAACGUUUCGAUCUUUAAUUAAAUUCCUGAAUGACCGAGUAAAUGAACGAUCGGGCGGGUCAAUAGUGUAAGUGAAAUCUGUUAACUGACGUUGUGUACGCGAUAUGGGCUGAUUGGCAGUGGGCGAUCAAUUGACUCUCUCGUUAACUCUUGCCAAUAGGGAUGAAUUGUUAUCAACGUGCUUCUACGCAUACAUAAUAAAUUGGCCCUUUCCAUGUACGAGUAAGACGCGUAAAUAUCCCGUAAGUAGCUAUGUUAACAUCAAAAUUGAAUGUAAAAUACAGUAAAUAGUGAAAAAUUCAAUUUUCCGCACGAGUGAUGAAAAAAUUGAAUUCAACAAAUUUCAAUCGAUCGAUAUCGUUUGAACACUAUAAUUCUGAUGCGAUUUAACGACCCAACGCAUAAUUGUAUAUUCAAAUAAAAACAAAAUCAUGAAAAAUUAAAAAAUUUCAGAAUUUUUUCCAGUAUAAACAAAACAAUAACAUCGUUAAAGGUUUAUUCAUAAUGUCAUAUGUUCGUCUCUUUUGUUUUGAAAUGAUCAAUAGGUUUUAUACGAAAUAUAAUUGGAUUUUGUCUGUUGCAUAGAAACGAGUUUUUAAUAUAUCGAGAAGAAAACAGUUGUUAAUAUCGACUGCUAGCUUCAAUGGCUAGGACUUGAAAUCGAAAUAAUUUAAUAAUAAAAUAUUUUUUAAAUAAGAGAAUUUUAAAGACGGCAAGAAAUAAAAAUUAAAUGAUCGAGUAUUAGAUAAUAUUUAUAACAGAUUUUUGAUAACUAGAUAAAUAAAUAUAUAUUUACAAUUUAGUAAAAUUAACAAUUUAAAAUAAACUUAACCACUCAUGGAAUAGAUAAUUUCAAAUGUAUCAUAUAUAUAAGUGCCAUAUAUAAGUAGAAAUCAAGUGGAAACUUCUUUAUAAUUUUAGUAUCUAAAUAAUUUAUCUACACUGUGAUUAGCAGUUUACUGUUUCCAAUCUGAGCUGUAGGCAAAUAGUACAUUAAGAUACGUGUCACAACAUAUGUAUGUAACAAUACCACAGAUACUUAUACUAAUAAUGAAUAUAUUUUAAUAAAAUUAUACCAAUGUUAAGUUUUGCUAUAUAUAGUGUUGCAAAUUUUUCAUAUGUAAUAAAGCAAUUCAGUUAUUAAUUUUUAUUAAUAAAGGCUUUAAUCUUAUAAUAAAUA